AUAGAUAUCUCAUAAAUCUAAGCUAUCUCGAGCUUGUCCUCAUAGUGAGGGUGGUUACCCAUUACCUGUCAUCGUUUCUCGCUCUACGCCAUGCUCUAGGCAAAUGUCAUGGCAUAAUGUCAACAUUGACAAAAAGAUAUAGCCCUUUAUACUUUUUCAUGUAAUCCUAAUCGCAUAAUUGAAAUCCAACAUUAAAGAACAUGAAUUAUCUAUUAUCAGAUCUCAGAUAUGGCUGUCAAGGUUCAAUCUGGGAGAAUGUUGCUUCUGCCCCAAUAUAUCUAGUUUUUCUCCUCUUAUUUUGUUUCUUCACAUUACCUGCAUAAAAUAGAAAAUUAAUUUGUCAGCCUCGUGAAAAUCUGUUUUGUGAUAUGUUGUUUGACAUAUAAUAAGUUAUUUCUGAUUUCUCAGCUAGAUUGAGAUGCUCUCUUUUUCCUUUCAUUUUUGUUUUUUUUUAUGUCCUACUGAUUUUCUACGUGACAAAACUUGUACAAGGGAAUCGUGGUAAACUCAUCGAUAUGAACAAAGUAUCUGACUGAUCUUGCUUAGUAAAUUUAUGAGAAUUUGCCUGUUUAAUGUACAUAUGUAUUUUAUCAACUAUCAAUGGGUUAGAUCUAUCUCAAUCUGCAAAAAUAUCUUGCCAAAGAUCAUGUAACAGAAUAUUUCCCAAGUAAGGAUUUGAUAUUCCAUUGCUCAGUUCCAAUUUAGGAUGCACUAAACCCAUUUACAUGUGGUUAUCAAUUUCGUUAAAUCGAAUUAGCGUAUACUGGAUGAGUGAUUAUCUGAGCUAAUAUUAACAAAUUAAUUGCAGUGCACGAAAUUAGAUGCCAACUUUCCACCAAAAGAGUCUGUGCUUAAUUCAUUCCAACAACGAUCCAUCACAGAACAUGGAAGGCUGAAGAGGAAAGUGGAUACUGGUCCUUCAGGUCAGGACCUUACCAUCUUUGAAUCAAGAAACAAGCAGAAAAUGAAUAAGAAAUCCAAAAAGACUUGAGUCAUUGGUGAAUGAGUAAGUUUAGAGGACCUUAAAGAGCAGUUUGGCAAGAAGCGUGAAGAGGCUGCAGCAAGCCUUCAUGUUAGUAUUUGAAUCUCCCGGUGGCCCUCUACCAAAAUAAAGAGAGAUAGGCUUUUACUCUCCAGUGUAAGCUGCAAUGAAACUGACCGAGUAGCUGCUAACGUACAAAUGCCAAUCACCAGAGGUCCAACUGCAUUUCAGUCAAAUCCAAUCUGCAGAAAUCAUGGAGUUCUAAUCUAUCAGUAAAUAAUGAAAAUGGUACAUCAUUCAAUGAAAAUUUCCUAGGAAAGAAUGAAGACAGUGACAGGGAAAACAUUAUGAUUCAAGUGGGAGACUCGGCCAAUCAAGAACUCUUGUAUGAGCCACAGGAAUUUUAGCCUGCCUGUGAUAGUCUCGUCCCUUCAUAUUCAUUCCCUAAUGCUCCCGCUAUACAGUAGGUUACCACAAGAAAGAAUGCCAGCUAAAGAUGCUACACAAUUCAUUUCUCCUUCACUUGGCCAACAGAGGAAAGUGAUUGCAAGACAAAUAAAGAUGCUUCAAGCUAUGUUGCUCAGACUCUCCAAAAAUGCUGCCGCACCAGUGUCGAAUCUGCCAAAAAUGCACUACUUUUGGAGGAGCCGACACACACCCGAUUACAUUUUUGGAGAGUCCAAGCAACAUAGGACUGAUGAGACUAGUCAAUUGGAGAAUCAAUACUUGGGAAGGGAAAGGCUCAAUCGUAACACUGAAAAGGAGGUUAUUCUCUCUGUUGAAGACUCAUCAUCAUACGAUUUUGGAAGCAUUUCAGAGCCAAUUCUGGGUCACCUUACUGAUUAUGCUUCGCUCCAUCAACUCAAUGAGGAUCAAUUGAUCUCCGUGGAUGACAUGGAGUCUACUCGUAUCGAGGCACAAUCUACGCUUGAAUCAAAAUCUGAACCUUCCAUACAAAGCGAUGCAAGGAGUAUGAAGUUGAUCUUUGAGAAGUUGAUUAUGUUGCCACUAGAGGCUCUCUCUAACCUGAAUCAUGAAGCUUCCAUGAAAGAAGCUUUGACCAUACUUACUGGCAACCUCUCACUGUUUGCAGAUGAACAAGCCAAACAGCUAUUGGAACUUAAGCUUGACUUUCCAUCCGCCACAUAUAGCUGGAGAGAUUGCUCUCGGACCAGGAUCGAUUUUGUCAAGAUUUCUUGGCUGAAUUUGAGAAAACUAAGUCAUUGUUGGAAACUUCAACUAAAGAGGGCGAGGAUCUUAAGGAUAAAGAUAGUCAACUAGAGAGCAAGGAGAAGGAAAUGAUGGCACAAUUGGAGGCAAUUCAAAAGGAGAAAAAUGAGAUAACUGAAAAGAGGAGUGAAUUUUAACCAGACCAAGCAAUUGGUUGCUUUGGCAGAAGAUCAAGCAGGUAGAACUAAAGAGAAAGAGCUGCAGAUUACUAUUGCUACUGCUAAAUUAAACAAAUUAAAGAACCAAUGGGUUUCAGUUCAAUCUUCCUUUAUUUAACUUCUCUUCUUCUUUUUGACUUCAAGGCAUUUCUUAAUGAUUCAAGCAAAUAUGCAGGGAAGUCUUUCUUAUCCAGAUUUGCUAGUAAUUAAAUUCAUUCAGGUUCCACAUUCUUUAUCUAGAUUUGCAAGUAAUUUAGUCCUCUUCAGAUGAGGUAUAUCUUACAUUUUUACCUUGCCAUUAUCUUAAAACCAGACAUUUUACUUGUAAUUUUACA
Messenger RNA from Nicotiana attenuata, 2705 nucleotides. RefSeq lists its product as uncharacterized. Lineage: Eukaryota; Viridiplantae; Streptophyta; Magnoliopsida; Solanales; Solanaceae. The transcript has 4 exons. The coding region runs from base 1370 to 2263 and encodes 297 amino acids. The record is from RefSeq and is a predicted model, not a curated record.